Molecule: messenger RNA, 702 nt
Organism: Fusarium keratoplasticum
Lineage: Eukaryota; Fungi; Ascomycota; Sordariomycetes; Hypocreales; Nectriaceae
Product: N-acetyltransferase domain-containing protein
Exons: 2
Coding region: 1-702 (233 amino acids)
Molecular function (GO): acyltransferase activity, transferring groups other than amino-acyl groups
Source: RefSeq, a predicted model, not a curated record
AUGAGCUCUCUCAAACUCAUCAGAGUCAGUUCUAUCGAGGAGCUUGAUCAACUCAUCGAUCUCGCAUGCGAGAUAUGGAUCGACGAUCCCAUCUUUUCAUGCGUCGUCCCUGGCCGUCGAGAGCGACCUGAUCAAUAUCGACAAGUUUGGCAACUUCUUCUUCGAGGUGAAUAUUCAUCACCUGGCGCUGUUGUCAUGGUUGCUUGUGACGGCUCGAGUAGCGAUAUUGUCGAUGCUGUAGGAUUUGCUGUUUGGCAUCGUCACGGUUCAAGCGACACGGCUAGGAGCUGGCAAGGCGAUACUCUCAAUAAGAAGCUUAUCAGGCUCGGGCUAUUGCUUCAGUGGAUGUACCACUUUGCUCUUGGCCGGUCACCCGAAGCGGUCUCGACCAGCCAUGCCAAAGAAAUCAUGACCGAGACUCGCAACGCUGAGCGGCUCUACCCGGAUGAGCGAUGGCGUCUUGCCUUCAUCAGCGUGUCUCCGAAUCAUCAACGGAGAGGCAUUGGCCGGAAGCUGGUUCAAUGGGGCCUUGACCGCAGCGAGGAGGAGGGUGUUGCCGCGGUGCUUGAGGCCAGUGAUGCGGGCAAGGGUUUGUAUGAGAAGAUGGGAUUUGUAGAGGUAGGGAGGAUGCCGUUUGAUGAAGGAAAAAAAGAAGAGCCUGUCAUGAUUCGGGAGACGCGUGAGUCUAAGAAGGUGGUCUAA